This is a messenger RNA of Olea europaea var. sylvestris, 1206 nucleotides long. Its product is annotated as polygalacturonase-like. The transcript is spliced from 5 exons. Gene Ontology annotation, molecular function: polygalacturonase activity. Lineage: Eukaryota; Viridiplantae; Streptophyta; Magnoliopsida; Lamiales; Oleaceae. Gene Ontology annotation, biological process: carbohydrate metabolic process. The coding region runs from base 1 to 1206 and encodes 401 amino acids. The record is from RefSeq and is a predicted model, not a curated record.
AUGGACAAAAUCACACUUUCUUGCACUUUCUUCCUUUCCAUUGUAUUCUUUUCGUGCAUUACAGAAGCAGUGACAUAUAAUGUGAUCGACUUUGGUGCAAAACCAGAUGGGGAAACCGAUGCAACCUAUGCGUUCUUAAAGGCUUGGGCAUCGGCAUGCAACUCGGGUUCCGGGUCGGGCUCAGGCUCAGACUCAAACUUAGGCUUGACCAUUUACAUACCAAAGGGGACUUACAUGAUAAAUGCAGCAAAGUUUCGAGGUCCAUGCAAGGACCAGAUCGAUGUUCGGAUUGAUGGUACGCUUGUAGCCGAGCCCCCCGUGGAUUAUUCCGACGAUGCAGGAAAUUCUGGCUACUGGAUAUUAUUCAUUAAUGUGGACCGGCUUCGGGUCAUUGGUGGAACUCUUGAUGGUAAGGGGACUAACUUUUGGGAAUGCAAAAGCUCUGGACAGAACUGCCCAACAAGAGCAAGGUCGAUCACAUUCAACUGGGCUAACGACAUCGUGAUUGACGGUUUAACCUCGAUUAAUAGCCAACUUAUGCACCUGGUAAUCAAUAGUUGCAGCAAUGUAAAAGUGCAAAAUGUGAAGAUUAUUGCACCAGCUCUAAGCCCCAACACAGAUGGGAUUCAUGUCCAGUCCUCUACUAGGGUUACCAUCACUGAAAGUAAUAUCCAAACAGGAGAUGACUGUAUAUCAAUUGGACCAGGGACAACAAAUUUGUGGAUGGACAGUAUACAUUGUGGCCCUGGCCAUGGAGUCAGCAUUGGAAGCCUAGGAAGGAAUUUUAACGAAGAAGGUGUCGAGAAUGUGACCUUAAGAAAUUCAGUUUUCAAUGGAUCCGAUAAUGGGCUCCGCAUAAAAACAUGGGCCAGGCCCAGCAAUGGGUUUGUCCGAAAUAUACACUAUCAAAACAUCACUAUGAACAAUGUGGGGAAUCCUAUAAUCAUCGACCAAAAUUAUUGUCCUAACAACCAAAGUUGUCCUGCUCAGAGUUCGGGAAUCGAGAUUGAGAAAGUUUGGUAUGAAAAUAUACAAGGAACAUCGACAACAGAAGUGGCCAUGAUUUUCGAUUGUAGUCCAAGUAAUCCCUGCAGAGGGAUCAAGCUGCAAGACGUUAACCUCACUUAUAUGAACAGGACCAAGGCACUAUCAGUUUGCAAUAAUAUUGGAGACGACGCUAUCUUGCCGGAUACAUGUAUUUCAUGA